AACAUGCCGGAUGUCGGUGCAGCCUCAUGAUCAUCUUACUCUCUGUUUUUCAUGACAAGCUGCUUCCUCCUGCAACACAGUGUGACAGGAUCAGAGCAGAAGAUGUGUCUAGUCUCUUGAGAAGUGCUCCUCUGAUGUUAGAGAGGACAGUAGGCGCUGUGAGCAGCCGCUGAUAAUGAUGAUGAGAGGUUAUUUCCAGAGAUGUACCGCGGCUGCUGCUGCACACCUCCGGUAACUGCUGCUGGGAAACCGGGGCUUUCUUCUGCGGAAAGUUUUUCUCCUCGGAUGGAAGAAGUUUUGAGACAAGGCGGUUGCCACGGCGGGGCUGUUUUGUGAUAAUGGAGGAAACCGGCCUCUGAGUGACACAAUGUCUUUCGGGGAGCUCAUCGAGCUCCGUGACCUGAGGUUGGACAGGGCAGAGCAGAUAAGGCUGACGGACGGCACACUAUCGCCCUGCUCGCCUCCACGCCUGGAGAGAGCCAACGCCCUGAGGAUCAGCCCGGGGAAGGUCCCGGACCUGCUCAGCCGGGUGGGCAUCAUCAGAGUCCUGAGCAGCACCCAGGACCCCCAGCUCACUGAGGAGAAGGGAGAGGGACACAACUUCCAGCCCUGCAGCCACGCUCAGCCCACGUGGUGUGACCUGUGUGGAGACUUCAUCUGGGGCUUGUACAAGCAGAGCCUGCGCUGUGUCAAUUGUAGAUUCACGUGCCACUACCGCUGUCGUGCCCUGAUCCGGUUGGACUGCAGCUGGGACCGAGGCUCCGUGUCCGACCACACAUGCGUUGUGGAGCACACCAUAGAAACAGACACAAAUGUGGAUGAACAGAUUGAAUGGGGAAAGCAGGAGUUGACAACUGCAGAUAUCCAGCAGAAGGUGAAGGAAUACAAUGCUCAAAUCAACAGCAACCUGUUCAUGAACAUGAACAAGGAUGGAUCCUACACUGGCUUCAUAAAGGUGCAGUUCAAGUUGGCGCGACCUGUGUCGGUUCCACCUCCAAAGAAAGGAAGUCACGAUGCUGCUGGAGGGAAGAAGGGCAGCGGAGUGAAGCGCCGCACCUCUUUCUACCUGCCAAAGGACGCAUCCAAGCACCUGCACAUAAGCUCACGCACCUCGGCUCGCGAGGUCAUCGAGGCUUUGUUGAAAAAGUUCACCGUGGUGGACAAUCCUGGCAAGUUCGCUCUGUUUGAGCGCACCGAGCGUCACGAGCAAGUUUAUGUUCGCAAGGUGUCUGAUAAUGAGCGUCCCCUCCGGCUGCGUCUGAAUGCCGGGCCCAAUGAGAAAGUCCUCAGCUAUGUUCUGAAGGAGAAUGAAACUGGAGAAGUCAACUGGCAUGCCUUCUCCAUGCCCGAGUUGAAGAACUUCGUGCGCAUGCUGCAGCGCGAAGAAGAGGAGCACGUCAAGCAGAUAGUGCAGCGGUACGCUAUAGCCCGCGCUAAGAUGCGGGACGCUCUGGCUGGCUCAACCCCCGGCUGAGACGACUCUGCGUUCGUGGGGUUAAACGUGCAACUCUUGGCUGGAAAAUCAUCUGGAAGAUGACCAGUCAUCGCUGCAUCCAAAGAUCCCAGAUAAUGCAACUCAAAACACCUCUUGGGUGAACGAGAGAGUGAGACAGGGCGCAAGACAAUGAGAGAGAGCUAGCGCGAAUGUGCGUGUGAAAUGAUGCGAGAGAUGAGAAGUGCCUUACACCUGGAGAGUCUGAUGUGCCUGAUGUGCCUGAGAGAAUUGAGUUGAGAGAAGCGACACUGGCAGAUGAGACGCUGGUUGUAUCCAGUAAUUGCUACUGGGUACCAUCUGAUUAUCCCGUGUACCUCAGCUGUGUCACUUUAACUUUAAAGAAAAUGUCAGUGAAGGUUUUGGCAUUUUUAGGUAUAAAAAAAAUAUGCUUAUUAUACAUUUGUAGAUGAGGUGCUAAAGUCGAGCCCUGAGUAGUAAUUGAGCUGAUAAUCCAUACUUGCCAACCCUUCCGAUUUUCCCGGCAUACUCCCCUUUUUCAUUGCCCUCUCCCGGUUUCCUCCCGGGGGUCCCAAUUCUUCCACAUUUCUCCCGAUUUAUGGUAAUUUUUCACACCUUUUUUUUCCCUUUUUCCGCUAUCUCAAUUUGUUUCUGGCACUGUACAGCGUGUACAGGCUUUGAGCUGUGCUCGCUGCACAUCAAAGCAUCACAGCAAAGCCGGCGCAAAGCUAGCGCAAGCCAUUGGAAAUAACGUGUUUCAGAGCGCAGUGGUGCGUCUGAAAGGGCCUUCAGUGAGUGAGAGAAGGAGAGGGAGAUGGAGAGCUCUAAGAGAAGGAAAUACUCACGCG
Messenger RNA from Sebastes umbrosus (honeycomb rockfish), 2301 nucleotides. Its product is annotated as ras association domain-containing protein 1-like. The coding region runs from base 368 to 1474 and encodes 368 amino acids. The record is from RefSeq and is a predicted model, not a curated record. Gene Ontology annotation, cellular component: microtubule cytoskeleton; nucleus. NCBI's taxonomy places the organism in Eukaryota, Metazoa, Chordata, Actinopteri, Perciformes, Sebastidae. The transcript has 7 exons. Gene Ontology annotation, biological process: Ras protein signal transduction.